Messenger RNA from Trachemys scripta elegans, 5489 nucleotides. RefSeq names its product solute carrier family 35 member F6 (gene SLC35F6). The record is from RefSeq and is a predicted model, not a curated record. NCBI's taxonomy places the organism in Eukaryota, Metazoa, Chordata, Testudines, Emydidae. Gene Ontology annotation, molecular function: transmembrane transporter activity. Gene Ontology annotation, biological process: transmembrane transport. Gene Ontology annotation, cellular component: intracellular membrane-bounded organelle; membrane.
AUGGGCUGACAACUUCACCGCGGGGGGCUGCGGCGGGAGUGCAGAGCACAGCUUCCAGCAUCCCUUCCUCCAGGCCGUGGGAAUGUUCCUGGGCGAAUUCUCCUGCCUGGCUGCCUUCUACAUCCUGCUCUGCAGGGACCGGCAGAGAGCAGAGCCCAGUCUGGCCCCCGCGCAGCCCUUCAACCCGCUGCUUUUCCUGCCCCCGGCGCUGUGUGACAUGACUGGGACCAGCAUCAUGUAUGUGGCCCUGAACAUGACCAGUGCCUCCAGCUUCCAGAUGCUGCGCGGGGCGGUGAUCAUCUUCACCGGGCUGCUCUCGGUGGCCUUCCUAGGCCGCAAGCUAGUGCCAAGCCAGUGGCUGGGGAUCCUGGUCACCAUGGCCGGGCUGGUGGUGGUCGGGCUGGCGGACAUGCUCGGCACCCGCGACGAGACGCACAAGCUGAGCGAGGUCAUCACAGGUGACCUGCUCAUCAUCAUGGCCCAGGUGAUCGUCGCCAUUCAGAUGGUGCUGGAGGAGAAGUUCAUCUACAAACACGACGUGCACCCGCUGCGGGCCGUCGGCACGGAGGGUUUCUUCGGCUUCGUCAUCCUGUCCCUGCUUCUGAUCCCCAUGUACUACAUCCCGGCGGGCAACUUUGGCGGCAACCCGCGGCAGGUGCUGGAGGACACGCUGGAUGCCUUCUGCCAGAUCGGCCGCCAGCCCCUCAUUGCCCUGGCCCUGGCGGGCAACAUCAGCAGCAUCGCCUUCUUCAACUUCGCCGGCAUCAGCGUCACCAAGGAGAUCAGCGCCACCACCCGCAUGGUGCUGGACAGCCUGCGCACCGUGGUCAUCUGGGCCGUCAGCCUGGCUGUGGGCUGGGAGACCUUCCACGGCCUGGAGAUCCUGGGGUUCCUCAUCCUCCUGACUGGCGCCGCCCUCUACAACGGCCUGCACCAGCCCCUGCUCGCCAGGCUGCCCUGGCGCCGGCCCCCGGCGGGUGCCCUGGGCUCUGAGGCCGAGAGGGAGAAUCUGCUGGGAGGGGAGAGGGCACCCAUCAACGGGGACAGCUGAGGAGCCGGACUCCAUGGGGUAUGGAUGCCAGAUCCCAGCACCCCUUCAUUCCCUGGCACUGGGCUGGGACACCGGAGCCCGCCUCUCUGUAUUCUGUUGGCUCUCCUGGGCCUCAGGCGUUCUGGGCAUGGCUCCUCGGGGCUCGAUCCAGCUCCUCCGGGAUGGGAGGUGGGAUUCGGAGAGUGAAGGUCACUAGAGGUGCUCCCCUUCCCUAUUAAAAUGCCUCUGCCCAUCCCCUGAGGAGGCCCUGCCAUGCCACCGGCGCACCUGGGUUAUCCACCCUUUUCUCCCAGGAGGUUGCAGUGACAUCCUGUUCUGUGGGUCCCCCCUUCUCCCCUGACCCCUGCCGCCUGCCUGGGUGCACGACCCAGGGCUGUGCCGGGAUGGGUUUAUGGACCAGCGCCAGCGAAUGCACAUCAGACCGAUGCUGGGAGCUGCUGCCUCUGAAGGAGACACCUGGGCUCAGAGCCAGGCAUGCACUUGUUGGUGACCUUCAUCGGGGGCCAUCUUUACCUUCUCCCCUGCCCUCCAAGGAGGAGGACUUGCUCUACCCACCUAGUUCCUGCUCCACCUGCAGUGUCUAACCGUGUAACUGGAGGAAACCAUUCUGCCAGGCUGGUGGGACAGGCCCACGACCCCUCUUCUGCCCCGCUUGCAGAUGGAGCCCGGCGGAGCAUUGGUUACGGCCGUAAACCCUGGAAGCUCUUUGCCUUGGCCGUCUCCUUACACAGAGCUGAAGCCGUCUGCAGGGUGGGGCCCUGUUUGCUGCACCCAGGGUGGCAUUGGGGGAUUUUAAUGCUGCCCGUUGCCUCCACUGGCCCCUGGGUGCUGGGCUACUGGGGGCCAGUAGAGCAUAGGUGGAGGGUGGGGGCGUGCUGUGCCAUGUGCAGUAAAGUGUACAAUUCCGUGCGUGCAAGGCAUGACCUUGUGCAAACAGUGUUUGCAAGGUCACACAGGGCGCAGGGGGCCAUUUUGUUCUACAAAAUGGCGUCCUCCCUGCGGGGGCUGGGUGGAAUUGGCCGUAGGGCUGGAGCACGCAGCAUGUACAUAGGCAGCAGGCCCUGGGGGGCUGGUUCACUCCCUGCUCCCUCUGUUGAUGGGACGCUCCGUGGGCUGUCACGCCAGGCAGGGAGCAAUGGAAACUGCUGGACUCACACCAGCCAGGGCGGUCGCUGCCUUACUCACCCUGCAGCGGGGGAGAUACAGGCCUGGCUUGGGGGGGCGCAUGCUGCCAGGGGUUGGGGAGAAGCCUGGGCCUUGUCUCCCUCUUACUGGAAUCGAUCACCCCCCUGCUGGGGCUUCCUCGGCCUGCUGCAGUCAGGGUUGUUCUCUGUUCCCAGCCGUGGCUGGGCCUGCUAGCCAGCUUCCCCCUCCUCCCAUGCAGACCUGAGCCUUUACAUAGGCUCCCCGGUCCCUCAGAGUGCUUGAACUGGCCCCGGGCCUCGCCAUGAGGCACCUCCCCGUGCCCGUCCUGAUUGCUUUCCCUGCCCCUUCCCGUGCAGGAGGGAGGUGGUCCCCUUUCAGAGCCACCGUGCCUGUAUUCCCCCUUCGGCGAGGAUGCCCACUCUCAGCCCCCAGGCUGCUACCGCUCUGGGAUGGAGACCCCUCUCCCUCCCUUCUGACCAGGGUUCCCUGGGUUGUGCCCAGCACAGGCAGGCUGCCCGGGCAGGCCUGCUUGCUUUCCCCUCCGAGCCAGUUCCCAGUGACUGCCGUAGGUCUGGCAACCCCACAGCCCUUCCUCCACUGGGCUGUUUUAUGGUUCAAGUAAAGGCACCGCAGAGAAACCAUUACAAGACCCUGCAUGCACAGCUUACCCCACCCCUCACAUGGGCUCUGGGUCCUUCACCCCCACACUCCAGGGGUUUCGGUGUGGUGUCUAGCUCGUCACAGCUUCAGCUCACACCAAGCACCCCGUCUUACGGGGCCUGGUCCUCCCACCCCUUCCUUGAGGAUUGGGGCCCGCUGUGGACCAGAGGUCCUAUCUGGGCUGGCUCAGGAGAAAGGCCCUGUGUACCUUUAAAACCAGGCUAUUUAUCCAGAAAUCCUUUCUUUGGCCCCUGGAGAAGGGAGUUCGAACUUGGCUUGCGUUUCUCCCCGGGGGCUGGCUUCAAAGGGCUGAUAACUGGAGGAAAUCGGGUAGCAUCCCCCUUCCAGCUGCACAAUUGCAUGUUUAACACAAUGGGCCCCGUGGCAUUAACGUUUAACUCACUUCAGUAACGUGAAUCUGACUUCCCCAAGGCUUGUCCAGGAUACCGCAGAACGGGGUCAGGCUGUAGGGAGCUGAACGGGUGGUGAGCCUGGGUUCUCUCUCUUCGCUCUCCUCUGCAUUUCUCCUCCCCAGCUCGCUAAUUCCCUCCUUCCCAUGCACCCUCCCAACCUCCAAUAAAAUUCCAAACUUUUCUCUCUUACACAAUGGAGUAAAAGCAGCCCCGUCUCUCUCCCUCUAUCCACUGGCAUGUGCCCCCUCUGCCCACCUGCUUUCCUGUUCUGUUUGCAGGGCUCCGGCCAAGUGUGCACCACCUAGCUUCUGCCACCAGGCCAUGAGCUGAUCUGCCCUGUUGUAGUGCAUGCAGGGUGAGAUCCUCCAUCCUCAGGCCCCAACCAUGGCAGACACUGGGACUGAGAGGGCCGUGCCUGUAUUUGGGGCUGCUAUGAUGGAUGUCACAUCCCCCAAACCUUCCAGCUUCAUGGACAUGUGCACUUCCAGCGCAUUGCCGGAGCGAGGAGGGGGGCAAGUGACUUGGGACAAGGGGGGAAGAGAAGCUGUAUGCAGGGCCUGCUGGGCUCCUAUGAUGUGGAACUGCAGCCCGGAGAAACUAGCAUCCUUGGAGCCGAUGCUGAGGCAAAGCACCGUCUGGCUGGGUUGGCAGAGAUGCCCCCCGUUAGCCUGCAGAGGUGCCAUGCCCUGAGUGCCUUGGCUGGACAGGGCACUGGUGCUGCGGCCCCAUGCCACCACCUGGGGGCACUGCACACAGCCUGCAGCAGGCGCUCAGAUGUCAGGGUGAUGGGUGGCUGUUGAAGAUCCCAGGAUGGAGGGUCCUGGAAUGUCCCAUGCAAUGCAAUGCUCUGCACGGCAGUGUCUGGGGCCCUUUCCCUGUAUCAGGGACCCCCACCCCCAUCUGCUGCAGGCGGUGCUCCCAAUCCGACACCACUUUCCUCCGAGGAAGAAGCAUGGGGAGGUCAUGACAGAGAGCUGGGGGCUUGGGCUUCUUUGUAGAGCUGUGGGAAAAUGCACCCCUGUGUGCAAUGGCUCAUGGGGGGGGGAGGAGGAUUUGGCUCUGGGGAGAGGGCCAAAGGAAGGCAGAUGCACAAAUUAAGUCCUGCUUACAGGGCUGAAGUGGGACUUGGGUGCUGCCUUGGCCUUGCACUGACCCUCGACGCAGGGCUGAAUUCCUCUCCUUCCCCAUGGAGGAACCCCAUCUCUAGGUGAAGGGGGGACUUCUCCACUGACCCACAAGAAGGUGCCCCUGCCAUGCCACAUAGCCCCCUUCUCCUAGGAACUCACUCUGCAGUGUCUGUAACUCAACAAUUCACACAUGUGCAGGCAGUGCAGCUUACUGGGGUGGUGCUUGGAGCAUCUCCUAUCAGGAUUGUGGCCCUGUUACGCUAGGUGCUGUACAGAUCCUUAGGGAGAGAGAGCCCCUGGCCUGAAGUGCUCAUGCACUAAGUAUAAGAUAGGAGGCAGCAGGUGAAUACAAUGAUCAGGAUGAGUAAGGAAACCAUAAGUUGAUUAGAGGAAGGAUGGCUGAGGGGUUUGGAAGACAGGAGUUCAAGUCUUCAUUCUGACAUAGAUUCCCUGCAUGCACUUGAUAUACACUUAGCCUUUCUGUGCCUCAGUUUCCCCUUUGCAAAAUAGGAGUGAUUACGCCCUACCUCACGUUUCAGUACAGCAAAGAUUGUGCACUUGUGUUUCGGUUUAAAGAUCAUAAGAUACUCCGGUGCCAUGGUGGUGGGAGCCCUAUAAAAUACGUAGGCUUGGAAGGGUUAGAUUUAUGUCAGAAAACAUCAAUUUCACCAGACUCACAGAAACUGAGCAAACAAUGUUUUCAUCAGUCAUCAAAAUUUACACAUAGUCCCAGUAAGAAAAAUGCUGCUUGAAAACUUUCAAUUAGAGUGAAAAUCCAGCGCUUCAGAGUUUUGAAUUAGGCUGGUUACAAAUGGCCGCGCGAACGAACAAUAAAACCAGAUUUGCUUGGUUGAUUUUGGGAUCGUUUCGAUGUGUAUUUUGACAUGUGACAUUGACAAUUUGGGUCUGAACAGUUUAUACAGCUUUUACUUCUUUAAUCUUACUAUUAACUGACAUUAAAUAAUUGCUGGCCCCUCCCUCCCAUGAUUUCCCACAACUAUGAACCUUUAAAUUGAUAAACAUCAAAAAAUGCUUCAGAAUAAAACAGAGAUUAGCCACGAAACUACAAAAAUAAAAAUGAAAUUCUGCCAA